This is a messenger RNA of Triticum aestivum (bread wheat), 918 nucleotides long. Its product is annotated as B3 domain-containing protein Os06g0194400-like. Bases 75 to 770 code for a protein of 231 amino acids. Gene Ontology annotation, molecular function: DNA binding. Lineage: Eukaryota; Viridiplantae; Streptophyta; Magnoliopsida; Poales; Poaceae. The transcript has 5 exons. The record is from RefSeq and is a predicted model, not a curated record.
ACCCCCAAAAUCAAUCGCCCCGUCUCCCCACCCCACCCCACCUCGCUCCCCCCAACGUCGGCAGCCGGAGCGCGAUGGAUGAACCCAACUCGUACGAGGAGCAGCGCAGGAGGCAGGUGGAGGAGAAUGAGCGGAAGCUGGAGGAGCUGCGCCUGCACCGCCUCUCCGCCGCCGUGCGCGAGGCCGCCGUCAAGCCCAUGCCGACCAAGGAGCUGAAGCUGCGGUAUCUUCGCGCGCCGCCGCCCCCGACCCGGCGGUCCGGCCGCGUCGCCAGUCUCCCCAAGCAACCCGAUUACCGCGACAAGAAAGCCCCGAGAAGGGGAUUACCACCUGAUCGUGUGUACGCGACCGACGAAGCUAGAGACUACGCCUUCACCAAGGCCAAAGAGCUCAAUAACCAGCUGUCCUCCGCUCACCCCUCCUUCAUCAAGCCCAUGACCCGUAGUUAUGCCACGGGUCACCUGCUGACCAUCCCGCAGCAAUUCAAGAAGAGCUAUCUCCCAUGGUUUGAUGAGAUGAUCUUUCUGGUGGAUGAAGAGGAUGGGGAGUUUCCCAUGCCUUACAUGGCGCAACAUGGUGCCAUCGGCUCUGGGUGGAACUUGUUCGCCAUCGGUCACAAGCUGGCUGAUGGUGAUUGCUUGGUGUUCCAGCAAGUCCAGAGGACAAAGUUUAAGUGCCUUGCAGGAUGGAAAUAUAUGACUGAAGCGAAGAUCAAUGGGAGCCUUGCUGUCCUGAAGUUUAAUCUAUUAACAUGGAAUGAAGAAUGGUAGUGGAAACAAAGUAUUUCAUUUGGUUAGGUCUUUGUCUCUAGAAACUAGAAAAUGUACCCUUUUCAGACCUUAAGUAUAUUUACCUAUGUAUUUUCAGAUAUAUUCGCUUUUAAAUUAUUUAAUGUGCCGAUGCUUUGGCUUCUGAACA